AUGGGGCUCCAGAGGUUCCUCACGACCUCCCGCUUAAACAGUGUAUCGCCCACUCGUCCAUGCAAAUCAGUCUCCGCGAGUGAGGGGAAGGGCUUACUAACUGUGUUUCGAUUCUCGAAACCUCGGGAAGUGCCUGGGAGCUCCGGGCAAGCCCGAGGAGACGCGGGGGCGGAGCCGCGAGGUAGCGUCCAACUCGUGCGCACGAGCCGCUCCGGGCGGCCGGGAGCGCGGCGUAGGCCAGCGCGCGUCACCGAGCGGACGCCCCGGCGGGUCGGGCGGCUGGGCGGGCGAGCGGCCAAUAGCCGAGGACUGCGCGGGCCCGGGGUGCGGCGCGGAGAGCGCGCCGCCGCUGUGUCGCGCGAAGAGCUGCUGCGCGCGCCCGGACGCACCGUGGCGCGUUCUCCCGCGGACAGAGGAAGCGAAGCGCGUUCGUCCCAAGCUAAGGACUUGUCAAGGAGGUCAGCAUACUCAGAAGUGACACAGGUGCCUUUUACACUGCUAAGCACUGGAAAUACCUGCAAGGUAUCUGUGAUGGCUGUGGAUCAUGACCAGAAGACAUCAUUUCCCUUCGUCCUUUCUGCAGCUUUCCAAAAGAUUCAUGUCAAUAUCCAAGAAUAUCCUUCCUACUACAUUGGCUAUAUCUUCAAAACUCUGCUCAAAAAUUACUUCAUGUGGGAAGCUGUCCAUUGAUGAGGCUACUUGGCUGCAUGUGUCUAAUUCUAUUUAGGAAUCAUCAGGAAAAGCCAGUAACAUCAGUGGUGUCCAUUGAAUGGCUCAGAUUUGAGAAAACCCAGGCUUC
Molecule: messenger RNA, 799 nt
Organism: Prionailurus viverrinus (fishing cat)
Lineage: Eukaryota; Metazoa; Chordata; Mammalia; Carnivora; Felidae
Exons: 6
Coding region: 1-690 (229 amino acids)
Source: RefSeq, a predicted model, not a curated record